AUGAAUGAGGCACGAGGCGGACGGUGGACGCCCAGCAGAAUGGUUGCCUACGCGAUGUGUUACACUUGGCCUACCUGGCGGGCCCGGCCUUGGCAGCCGGGCUGUCACGCUUACGCCCCAUUGGUGCGUCAGUCGUUGUGUCUGGUGUGUUGUCAACGUGUAAUAGAGUGUAGGGCCAAGCCAGCUGACCUUGUCAAUAGAUGCCAUAAACUACUACUCCAAAUCGGUGACUGUGCCUAUUCCUCCGGUGGACCGAGGCCGUAG
Molecule: messenger RNA, 264 nt
Organism: Protopolystoma xenopodis
Lineage: Eukaryota; Metazoa; Platyhelminthes; Monogenea; Polystomatidea; Polystomatidae
Source: the annotation of a GenBank genome assembly